Molecule: messenger RNA, 1155 nt
Organism: Leishmania major strain Friedlin
Lineage: Eukaryota; Euglenozoa; Kinetoplastea; Trypanosomatida; Trypanosomatidae
Exons: 1
Coding region: 1-1155 (384 amino acids)
Biological process (GO): endoplasmic reticulum unfolded protein response; protein deubiquitination
Cellular component (GO): nucleus; cytosol
Molecular function (GO): cysteine-type deubiquitinase activity
Source: RefSeq, a predicted model, not a curated record
AUGGGAUGGACGGCACACACACACACACACACGCUCUAUCUGAAAAUAUUUGUUCUUUACUGGUCUGUGUCUCGCGCGCGUGCCACCACAACGUCUUCACGUCUGUCACGCACGUCUUCUCAUUGCGACGUUUGCAGCAGAGCACACACGGAGUGCUGCGUUCCCGUUUGCGCCUUGUUCACCCUUUUGUUUCGAUUUUGCAUCCACCGAAAGGCGUCCGUGCCGCAGCCUCUCUCUGCUUCAACUUGUGGGAGCUGUGUACCCACAGUCGAACCGCCCUUCUUAGUAUUCGCCCACCGCCCCACCUCCCACACACACAGACAGACCGAAAGACACCUGCCGUGCAUAAUGUCCAUCUCCGUGCGGAUUCGUACACCGAAGAGCAGCACACCGGAGCAGGUGGAGCUGAACUCUAGCGGAACUUGGGGCGAGGCUGCCGUGCUGCUAUCCCGGAAAUCAGAGGUAGCACUCGAGCGGCUGCGCGUGCUCGCCGGCUUCCCCCCAAAGGCGGUGGAUCUGGCUGCCGACAGCCCCCUUAGUGCACUCAAGCUGCGCGCUAAUGACAUGCUGAUUGUUCAAGAGGGAGAAGCCAAGGUGCAGCUCGGUAACACAGGAGAGCGCUAUGUUCCCCCGGCCCCUGAGCGGGCCCACCUCACGCGCCGUCGAUGCCCGGCAGACAACAGCUGCCUCUUCCACGCCUGCGCCUACGUGCUGCGCGACAAGAGCCGCACCGAGGGACCGCAGCUCCGGCAAGAGUGCGUGCAGGCCGUACUGGAUCACCCCGAAAUGUUCAACGUGAAUACGCUGGGCAUGGACCCCCUCGCCUACGCCUCGUGGCUUUCGCAGAAGGACACGUGGGGUGGCGCCAUUGAGCUGGAGAUACUGUCCUUUUUGUACAAGACGGAGAUGUUCGCUUUGGAUCUGCAGUCGGUCACCGUGCAGCGCUUUGGCACAGGACUGGGUUACACCGUGCGCGCUUUUCUCGUGUACACGGGCAACCACUACGACUGCAUUGCCAUGAAUCCAGUGUACAACUCCGCCUCCGAGCGCGAGGAUCAGACGCUGUUCAGCAGCCGUGACGAGAACGUCUUGGUACGGGCGAAGCGUUUCGUUGCCGAAGAAGGGCAGAAGAUGAAGGAGGGCAAGGCCACAUAG